This is a messenger RNA of Carica papaya (papaya), 2076 nucleotides long. RefSeq names its product RNApolymerase sigma-subunit F (gene SIGF). The record is from RefSeq and is a predicted model, not a curated record. NCBI's taxonomy places the organism in Eukaryota, Viridiplantae, Streptophyta, Magnoliopsida, Brassicales, Caricaceae. Gene Ontology annotation, biological process: regulation of DNA-templated transcription; DNA-templated transcription initiation. Gene Ontology annotation, molecular function: DNA-binding transcription factor activity.
AGGCCUGAAAUACUCUCUGAAACCGGCGGAGCGUCUUCUCUGCUUCUCUAUCUACAAAUCAUUACAUACAUACCUUUAAAUCUUGCUUUGUCAUCUCUCCGGAGUCCUUGUGCUCUGCCUCAACCAACUUGCAACUCACUGAAAGAUAACAUUUUUACUCUCUAUCUUAUGGUGCGAAGGCUCCAUUAAAUGGAGGCUGGAAGGAAUUUGCUCUCUUCAUCUCCUUCCUUUCCGACAAGAACCCACCUCAAAAAUAGCUUCUCUUCAUCUUCUUCAGUUACUUCUGUUCCAGUUACUUCCAUGACCCGUCAUUUUCCUGCAUCAGUCCUUUUACAAGAGCAGCGGGACGAAUAUAAACCUUUCUUACACAUCUUCAAAGAAGAUAAAACAUCCCAGGCAACAAUUGAUGGGAAGCAGAUGGAAACUGGGUUCUCAUCAAAUGAAGAUAUGAACUCCAGUAACUUGGAGGAGGUGUACCUGGACUUUGAAGAACAGUUUCUUCACUGGCCUGAUUUAUGGAAUAUAUUGCCUUCCUCAGAAACUGGGAGAUAUCAAUUGCCAUCCUUGACCUUGGAAUCUGCUGUUGCUCAUAGCGAGAAGCUUCGGAAUGUUGAACAAUGUAAUGUGGUUUCCUUGGCUAGGAAGGCUUUAUCAGCAUCCAAACAAGCAGCACAAUUAGCCGAGGAUCUUAAGUUUUAUCAACCUAAUCUUGAUGAGUCACUUUCCUCUAGUUUGGGCUCUGCUAGCUCAGCUGAUUGUCCAGUGGAGGAGCAAAUCAGGGUGAGGUCAACUCGGCUUUUGGAGAGAAAAUCUAAAAACAGGAGGGUCUCAAAAUCUAAAGUUCUAAAUAAUGAAACAUACAGGUCUCAGCGUGUUAAUAAACGGAGAAAAUUAAAAGAAGACUUUGAUCCUGAUGAUGCCCUUCGAUUAUUCUUAUGGGGUCCUGAAACAAGACAACUUUUGACUCCCAAGGAAGAGUCUGAAUUGAUUGUUCGAAUACAGGAUUUGGCAAGACUGGAAAAGGUGAAGGAUAAGCUUCAAUCUCAGUUCGGCCGGGAACCAACUGUGGUUGAAUGGGCUGAAGCUGUUGGGUUGAGUUGUCAAGUCUUGCAGUCAGAAGUUCACUCCGGUAAGAGAAGCCAGGAAAAGUUGAUCACUGCUAAUCUACGUAUGGUGGUUCACAUAGCCAAACAAUAUUUGGGUCGUGGACUCAGCCUUCAGGACUUAUUGCAGGAGGGAGGCAUGGGUCUUACGAAGAGUGUUGAGAAGUUCAAACCCCGAUGUGGUUGUCGAUUUGCUACUUAUGCCUACUGGUGGAUAAGGCAAUCAAUUAGGAAAGCUAUAUUUCAACAUUCCAGGACGGUCCGCUUACCGGAGAAUGUAUAUAGCCUCCUGGGCAAGUUAAUGGAGGCAAAGAGAUCAUGCGUUAGAGAAGGAAGUCAUUAUCCAACAAAAGAAGAAUUGGCGAGACGUGUUGGAAUCACAGUUGAUAAGUUGGAAAAGUUGCUGUUCAGCACAAGAAUGCCACUUUCUAUGCAACAAGCUGUUUGGGCAGACCAAGAAACCACCUUUCAGGAGGUAACUGCAGACAUGGGGAUUGAGAUACCAGAUGUGAGCGUGGGAAAGCAGCUGAUGAGGCAGCACGUGCGCAACCUUCUUGGUGUUCUCAGCCCGAAAGAGAGGCGGAUUAUCAAACUGAGAUUCGGCAUUGAAGAUGGGAAACAGAAGUCAUUAUCUGAAAUUGGUGAAAUCUUUGGAUUAUCCAAGGAAAGAGUGAGGCAAUUGGAGAGCAGGGCACUGUAUAGGCUGAAGCAGUGUAUGAACAGCCAUGGACUUGGUGCAUAUUCAGAUUUGCUCAUUUAGAUUUGGAGAUCAUGGACUAAUCCACAACUGUCCAGUUAUAAUAUCAUUAAAAUAUUUUGAUGUAAUAAGUCAAAUCUUAUUUUCUCUGGUUAAUUUUUUUCUUUUAAAUUUUUCUGAACAGCACCAAUCAAUGCAUGGUAGAGUACUUGUAUUGAGGGUUGACUAACAGAUACGAUAAUCAAAUUUGAAAGAGCCCGACUUUUGGUUUAGUUA